AUGGCCUCAUUGGCCGGCCCGAAUCCAUGCAAUGGCGAAACAGCUGAGCAGAUAAAGCACGCCCUCGAGUUGAAGGCCAGCAAGCAGGAUCACAGCCAGGAUCAAGAGUGUGAGGUUGAUGCAAGUUUGGGCUGCACGGACCUCUACUGCCUCAUCACAAGCUAUAUUUGGUUGGCCAUCAAGGGUUUGUUGUUUGCUCUGCCUCUGCUUGUGGCAUCCUUCCCUGUUGUGGUGGUAACCAAAUGCUUCGGCAGUUCGCUGCCUCCCAAAACCGAGUCUCUGACCAGCCGAAGAAGUCUCUCAGUGUUGUGUUUGCCUUUCCUUGUUGUAUACAUCCUGUUGGCGCUGAUCGUGUAUCUUUCCGAUUGCACCAUGUACUACAUCUUCGGUCUACCAUGGUUUCUCGGCAGGUCGCUAACGUGCCAGGUCAGGUACCAGGCCAGCUGGGAGGUGAUUCGUCCUCACCACAGCGGUCCCUUCGUGUUGUUCCACUUGACCGACGCGCUUGUGGCCCUUGUUGGCCAAGUGCAGAGGCAUGGGGUGCUGGAAGCAACAGGACAGCUUGCAUUCAUGAUUAUCAUAGUUCCUUGGUGCAAGUACUACAUCAACACCAACCCCUUGCUGUACAACUUGGAGGAGCGCUUCGUGCAGCAGAUCUCCACGAGUCUGCAAGAUCUCCCCAUCGACAGGGUCACCCUAGCUUCCCGACAACUCAUAUCCCGAUGUCGCCAAGCCGAUGACCUUCAGAAUCGUGUGGACCAAUGGCCAUUCGUGCCUCACUACCCGUACCCACCCCCGGGACGCCACUACGCCUUGGGGAUGCAGGCGGGGGCAGGCGGUAAGCCUUAUGGAUUCUACCUCCUUGUGCACACCACGCAUGCCUUGGAGUUGGGUACCACGGAGUUACGUGACCGGAACUAUCUGACGGUGUCCAACAGUGCACAGCUCCCGGUGUAUCGAGUCAUGCUGUGGUAUAACAAUCCCUACCACCUUUACACCGGAUAUGUGGAGGCUUCCAUCUCCUCUGGAGAACCAUCUCAGCCUGAGAAGAGACAUGGCGGAGAACAUCCCAUGUGGCUUGUCGUCCCUCGCUCCCCCUUGCAACUUGACCGUGCUGCAAGCUUCGGAGUGUCCAUGAUUGAUGCUUUCUUCGACCGAUGGCUUCCCUUUUACGUGGAUGAGAUGCGCCGUCUUCUUGUCGGCGACGAGUACGCCAAGAAGAUGUCGGAGGGUGUUGUUUCCAAGCAUGGAAUCAGCCGCCCCGCCGGCGGAAAAGAGGUGGUGCACCUCUCCGCAACCCUCAAGGACCCCUGA
Symbiodinium natans is the source of this 1314-nucleotide messenger RNA. The record is from the annotation of a GenBank genome assembly. Lineage: Eukaryota; Dinophyceae; Suessiales; Symbiodiniaceae.